AGGAGGCGCAGCGGCCGUUGACUCGUCUGGGUGGAGUAAAGUUUAGACGUCCAUUAUGACUAAUUAGGCCGGUGGGUUGAAAAAAAAAAGCCUUAUGGCCCAGUGAGGAAGGGGAAAAAAUAGCUUUGAAUUGUAUUUGUAGUAAACCGGUGGACAGAAGGCGGCCCGGUUCGGUUCUGAGAGGCGCUGCGGACAUGAGGGAUGUGAGUGAAGAGUCCCUGUUGGAUUAUUUCCACUCCACCGCAGGAAACUCGGGCAGAGUGAGAAACGCAGAUAUCCUGAAGACUUUUAAACCCUUCAUUGGCCACAGCGACCUGCAGCUCCGCGCUAAAUACAGAGAGGAAUUCAAGCUCAUCAUCGACCGAAUCGCUGUGGUGAAGUCAGAGAAUGGGGAGAAGUACCUCAUCCUCAAGAAAAAGUACAGGCACUUGCUGCAAGAGCGAGAUGCCAAACGGCACGGAUCAGACGCUGAUCAACCGCGACACGCCAGCCCAACCAGAACCACCGCUACCGCGGAGUGGGAGACGACGGACGGCCUGACACACCUUACACACCAACAGGACGAGCGGCGGGCAUCCGUGCAGCACCCUCAACAGGGAGGAGACCAACACAACGGGGAGGAUGAGCUCGGCUCCGAUUCUGGAUCAAAGUCCGAGUCGGAGCAUGACGAGGAGAGCACGGGCAGCAUGGGCUCCGCUUCUGUCGCACUGGAUCCUACAGAGAAAGAGUGGAUCUACUCUGCGGCCAGUGCUCGAGUCCCUGAACUCUUGAAGCUGCUCGUGCAGGACCCUUCUCUGGCAAACAAGAAGGACUUCACCUCGGGGACUGCUCUGCACUGGGCCGCCAAACAUGGCAACGAGGACAUGAUGACGUUGGUGGCUGACGCCGGAGCCGAUGUCAACUUGAAAUCACACGGGGGAUACACUCCUCUUCACAUUGCAGCGUUACACGGCCAUCAGCACAUUCUGGACCUGCUCAUAAAGACUUAUGGGGCAAAAGAAAACUUACGGGACUACAGUGGACAUCUUGCCUGUUAUUAUCUGAACAUCAAAGACCCAGAAGGUCCAGGAGACGACAGAGAGCUGCAGUUCCACGUAACCCAGGUGCGCGAGCGGAACAAAAACAGGAAGCUGGUGUCCUUGUUCCACUCCAAGAAGAAGUGGGGCUCAGCGGAGGAGCUGGCUCCCAUAGAGGAGGAGAGGACGGCACCGCAUCAGCUCCUCCUUCCCGCCUUCAGACCCAGGAAGUUCUCCCGCUGACGACUCGGUUCUACGUUUCCUUCUUAUAGUGUGACGAUGUUUGCCGUCACACAAACUGUACAGAAUUGUAGAAACAUCUUUACAUAGUGUGUAUCGGUAUUUUUGAAGCCUUAAUAGUUGGAAUGAAUGUUACCAAAAAUUACAAGCUCUUUAAGUCUCUUAAAGUCUUAAAGUCCUCCUAAACUAUUUUAGGCUAAAUUUCCAACUUGGAUACUAAAAAUAUUUGAUUUGGAUUCCUUGUGCAUCAAUUCUUGAACUAAAUCUGUUUCUAAAUUAGAGCAACAAAAAAAGGGCAUACUUUGGUCAUUUUUAAAGACACUAACAGCAUUUUAAACAAAUAAGUAGUAGAAACCACUUCAGUUUGCACGUGCUGGUGCAGUUUCCUACUAACUCAUAUUGCUGAAUGUGGUUUUGGACGUGGGAGGGGUCAACAGGAACGCCCGCUUCGCCACGUCAACUUAGUUGCCAAAACGUGCCAAGAGUUCGCAUUAAAUGUGUUGUUACUUCCUGUUAGUUUUACCAGCUUUUCUUUUCAGAAACAACUGUUUUAAUACUUCAACUAUUGUUCCAUCACUUUUAGAGCUAAAGUAAGCAACUUCCUAAUUGAAAAUAAAAAUAAAAGUAUACUUUUCGGAUGUUACUAAAACUGCAGUGAGCUCUAGCAAGUCUGGGGUGAGUUUCCUAUGGCAAAACCCCUAAAUAAAAUACAUUUGUGGACAGUUUGGAGAUGAAAUAAUAUAGGAAAAAGGCUUACAUUUUUUUAUCCGAUGUCCGGUUAUAGUGAGUUAAAUAUGCGUCUUUUUAAUGAAAUAUUUUUAAUUUAAACCUUUAUUUUGAAUUUUGAAUCAUUUAUGUGCCUGAACAGAAGUUACUGAUGUUGUGAGGGCAGCAGUUCUCCCAUUUGGGACAACCAAAAGAAAAAAAAGAAGCUAUCAUUCCCAGGAGUUUAAACAACACAGAAGACAUGUGAUAUUGGUCAAUUUUCUAGAACAUUUAACUUCAUUAGAAACUUUUCUUUGUUAUUUUUAUGAUUUUUUUUUCAGUCUAAUGAAAAGAAAAAAAACAUUUACCAGAAAUAGAUAUUCUACUUUCAGUUCAGUGCUUUGUUUUGUAACUUUAUGGUGUCAAAUGAACAAGGAAAGUUUAUUUUGUUUUUAAAAUUUGUAUUUUCCGUACUAUAGGGCACUCCGGAUUAUAAGAUGCCGUGUUUUUGAUUUGGACUUAUGUCACAUAUAAGACGCACUGAACUAUAAGACCCAUUAAGCGAGACAAAAGUCAGGGAUGAGUCCAUCAGUCAGACUUUAUAACUGCAUUAACAGUAACUCUAGAGCGCUCUAAGCGCUAUAUGUUAGCCAUAUUAACGUCCUUAAAAUACCCCUAACUCCCAACUUUGUUAGCAACCCAUAAAAAAACAGACUGAUGACGCUAAAACAAAUGUUACUGUGGCUAUGCUAAUAAAAGACUAUGUUUGCAAAACAUAAUAAAACAGUCUAACACCACUAUACGUUUGCAGCGUUAGCUUUCUUUUCUUUCUACAAAACACCCAACCUUGUUUACAACACGUUAGACAAACAAAUUCCACUAAAAUAAACGUUACUGGGAUUACGCUAACUCCCAACCUUGUUAGUAACAUGUUAAACAAAAUACCGUCCAACACUGCUACAUGCUAGCUAUGUUAGCGUAUUUACAAUAACACUCAACCUUGUUUGCAACUCGUAAAAAAAGACUGCCACUGCUAAAACAAAGGUUAUUGUGACUUCGCCGAUAAUCAACCAUGUUAUUAACAUGAAUAAAAGCAUAGUCAGACUUCGCAAUAUGUUAGCUGUGUUAGCAUAUUUACAAAACAUCCAACCUUGUUUGCAGCUCGUAAAAAAACAAUUGAUACCGCUUUAAAAAUGUUGCUAUGACUAAGCUAACUCUUAACUAUGUUCUUAACACAAAAAACUCACAAUCCAACUCUGCUACACAUUAGCCGUGUAAAUGUUUUUAUAAAACACCCAAUCUUGUUUGCAACUGGUAAAAAAACAGACAGACAUUUUAAAAGAGCGCCGUGUAAUUCUCAAAAUCGCUUCAACGUCAGUAAGAAAAGCCAGAAUUAAUCCAUAUAUUAAGCGCUCUGAUUCAUAAGGUGCACUGUCAUUUUUCGAAAAGAUUAAGGGUUUUUAUUUGUGCCUCAUAGUGCGGAAAAUACUGUAUUUUAUUAUGAAAGAGGUGGAAAUUACACUGCAAGUGACGUUUGCGUCAUGCAGUGUGACAAAAGAAAAACAGUCCCUUUCUUGUUUGUUUUUUAGCUGUGUCCCAUAAUCGUUGAGCUAAUUUUUGCUAAUGUUUUCAAAAAUAAAUUCAAAUAUUUUUUUCUAAAUCACAACUUUACAUUAAACUAGAAAUCCGCAAAAAACAAAAGGUUUGGUUUUUAAUAAAUUGGCUAUUUCACUCACAAGUUUCUUGGUUGAAGACAAAACGUUUUCCAUCUUAAGGCCGUGUCACACAGCCACUGCGUACACUUUGCCCAUAUUUCACAGAUGAAAAUUGGUCAUACGUGAAUAAACGUGGAAAAAGUGAGAAAAGUUGUGGCCUUUUCGUGAAAGUUUCACACAAAGAACACGUAAAUCAACGUAUAACAUGUACCGGUACCUUGUGUGAUUAUUGUGUGUUUUUACGCUAUUCAUUAGUGAUUCAUGAGUCAAUUAUGAAAUUUUAACAUUAUAUUUGCGCUGUAUAAGUCAUGCUAAAGUUAUACAUCGAUGGGUCAUCCUUAAAAAGUUCGUUAUACACACAUGGAACAGUCGUGGAAAGCCACAAAUUUGCAUAUGCAUCUCUCAAAAAUCACGCUCUAUUUAGAUUUACGUAACAAUUGCAUAUAAACUACGUAAAAUGCAUAAUUCUCAACUGAACAAAAGAUUUUGAACAACUUAAAACCGAAUUCACGUAAAGACCCGUCGGUCGAAUCCCUCGACAGACAUCUGCGCACAUCGACGAUUGACGCAAGAAACACUUCAGAAUUACUUUUAUUUACCACGAAAUACCAAAAUUUAUGUGGAAAAUACGCAAAAUGGCUCUGUGACACAGCCUGUAGCUUAAAAUCAUUGUUGUGACUUUAUUUGUUGUGGUGUUUUGAGUCCGCUGUUUAACUUAAUCUGCAUAUAAGUGUCAUAUUUGCACAGUAUUUAUAUACAACAAAGAUAUUUUGAAAUUAAACCUACUUUUGUAUGAAAGAAUA
This is a messenger RNA of Oryzias latipes (Japanese medaka), 4479 nucleotides long. The record is from RefSeq and is a predicted model, not a curated record. Lineage: Eukaryota; Metazoa; Chordata; Actinopteri; Beloniformes; Adrianichthyidae.